Molecule: messenger RNA, 3731 nt
Organism: Oryzias latipes (Japanese medaka)
Lineage: Eukaryota; Metazoa; Chordata; Actinopteri; Beloniformes; Adrianichthyidae
Gene: il13ra1
Product: interleukin 13 receptor, alpha 1
Biological process (GO): cytokine-mediated signaling pathway
Cellular component (GO): external side of plasma membrane
Molecular function (GO): cytokine receptor activity; protein binding
Source: RefSeq, a predicted model, not a curated record
CUGAUCUCCCACACAGCGAGCCUAAGCAGGACGGUGGAGAUCAGACUGGUGGAUCUCGCGUUCGUGCGCCAGAGCGCGGAUCAGCCCGGACUCGAACCUCCGACAGGACCGACAUGGUGCCUCCCGCUCUGACAUGGAUCGCCUCCAGUUUUCUUCUAGGGGUCUGGGUGUCCGCGUCAGCACAAGUUCUGCCGCCGAGAAACCUGUCCGUGCGCUGGAUAAACGCCUUCCAACCGGAGUUCUCCUGGGAGCCUCCGCCGCACCCGGUGACAAACUGCACCUACAUCCUGUUUUACAGAGGAAAGCCUGAUUACUCCGGAGAAAAUAUUUUGAAUAUUAACGAGCAGAAAAUGAUAGCAGACCCAUUUGUGAUGGACGGAGGAUUUCUGCGAUGGUCCGUAAAAACGUCUUGUGACGGCCGUGAGAGCGAGGAGGCCGUCAUGGAAGUUACUCAGCCAGAGCUGGUACAGGACCUGCAGUGUUACGGCUACACAGCCGCCAUCAUGAAGUGCUCCUGGUCACCGGCCGCCGACGCUCCAGACGUGGCGUUCUUCUGGACUAACGCUCCCGGCUCCUCGCCGCUCCAAGAAUGUUCGUCGUACAGCGAAGUCCAGGACCAGAAGAGAGGCUGCGAUGUGCAGAUUUCAGAGAACAAAGAGUUCUUCAUCUUGAUUAAUGGGACUCUGAACAGCACUGCGGUCAGGAACAGCUUUGGGUGGCAUUCCUACACGCUUGUGAGACCUCCUCCUCUCAACUGGACCGUCACAAAAAGCGGAAAAAACUUCCAGAUCCACUGGAUUCCUCCGAGCGUCCUGAGCCUGACGCAGUGGAAAUUCCUGAUAAAUCUCACCGAAUGUGGCGAAAAAAAGGAUAUUAGGGUUCAAGCACAGACGUCCUAUGUGCUGGGUGUGAAGCGUCAGUGCGCCUACUGCAUGACGAUCAGAGCUGAGAGCCGUAAGGGGAAUUCCCUAACCAGCCAGGAGGCCUGCUUUGAGGCUGAUGCAGAGAAUAACUGGCUGCUGUACGCUGCCAUUACCAUCCCUGUCUUGGUGGCUUUUGUGGCAACCUUGACCUUUGUGUGCUGCACAAAAAACAAGGACAAGAUCUUCCUAAAGGUCCCAGAGCCGCGGGAUCUCAUCACAGACAACAACAAUAAGAGCACUUUCAGCAACUUGUACAUCCCAGCUGAGGAAGAGCGCUGCUGUCAAAUCAAUCUGCUCAUAGAUAAGCAGGCUGGCGAACCGCACUGCUGACGCGUCUCCAACCGGCCAAAUGUCUGUGAACAAACUCCAUCAGCUGAAGUCGAACUUCACACUUUUCUAAAUGUCACCAGGCCAAAGUACUUCUGUUAUUUUUUUUAAGAAAGCGAACCCUUACUUGGGCUCAAAAAAGGGACCAGAAAAGCGGUUGCUGUGUGGAAGUUCCUGCUUCAAACAUAGAAUCCUGCAUUUAACCAGCGGGAGGUGUUUUUUCUUAUCAGCUGCUGCUGAUCAUAGAGAAGUUCAUGGAUUAAGCAUCAAAACCAUUUCUGUUUGUGAAAAUGUAGCAAAAAGCAGUUCACUUAUGAAGUAUACUUGAGUAAAAGUAUAGCUCCUGUACCAUAGACAAAGUACAUGUAGUGUUGGAAGUAACUGAAUACUUCUUCAGACUAAAUUGGAACAUUCUAAUUUCACAAUAAACUUCAGGUAUCACCUUUAGUAUAGACUACUUGUAGUGCGCUUUAAUAGACUACUGCCUUGCUAAAGGGUCGUCCUCAGAGGAUUUGGCGAUACAAUGGCCUCUCAGUGUUGUAUUCGGACCCUUGGAUGUGUAUUUUAGGAGCUGAAGGGUAAUCGGGUGCACGUCCGUUCAGUUCCCAGGCUGAGGAGGAUUCAUGCAAACGAGGCAACCAGCGGUAAUUUUCCUAACAGUCCCGCAGCAGCUGGAACAGAAACUGCCGGGACCGGAAGUUGAUGAUUCAGAGAAGUUUUCCACGUGAGGAGCUGCCUUGGUGCAGGCAAACUGUGACCUGCGUGCCACCAGAAGGAUCCGAAAUCCUUUUUGCACAAAAGCAGAUGACGUUUCCGGAGUCUUUAAUGAAGGAAGGAAGGAAGGAAGGAAGGAAAGUCUUUACUGUUUUCUGGCCUGAAAUGUUUCAGCUUUUUUGUGGACGUUAUUGUCUUUGAAUGUUUGCGGUUUCCAUAAAGCCUUUAAACUCCAAUUCUAAGACUCCAAAUGAAUUCAGCCUAAAGAAAUUGACUGAAAACUGUCCUUUGAUGUGAAUCUAAGGCUGGCAAAGAGAAAACAUCUACAGCAUGGUUGGAGGUGUUGGUCCAUUGCUCUUCCUGCUGGUGUAUGGGGGGGGGUUGUUGAGAUUUGCACAGAGUCCUAUAAAGGUCAAGAAUGACGUUUACUUCCAUUUGGGUCUGGGUGUAACAGGAGUUUGGGGAAUUUCGGGGGAGUGGUAACGGCUGGAUGUACAGGUGUGCAGGACAGAAGAGUGUUUGUGCGCCGAGACGCACCACAGUCAAGCAUUUCCAUAUAAAUGUUUUACCCAGAAACUGAAAACAAAGUAAGGUUUGCUGCAGAACUGCUGACUCGAGACUGAAGUCUUGUUGCUUAUCAGACUGCUGUGCGUGUAGAAUAAAGCGUUUGUGCAGACUUGUGGGUACAGAGCAGACCUCAAAAGGAAGUUUGGGAGUGUGAGGAUCUUAGUUCUUGUUUUUUUUUGUUUUUUUUGUGAGUCUGCAGCAGGCCAUCGGAAGGACCUGACUGCACAAAAGCUGCUGAACUGCAUCCACUGAAGCUGCUGAGGAGCGUGGAGGUGUUUGUGCGUCACUGCAUGGAUGUAAAUUUCUGGAACAGACUCCUCGCUCACAUGUCCUCAUUUGUCUGAGCCUCAGCAGAAAAGCUGUGCCGUUCGUUUUAGAAUUUGCUUAUCCCGCUGGUGUGUUUUUAAGGCUUCCCCUCCUUUAUGUUGGGGCGGAUUGUUUCUCAGAGGACUCAUUUAGUGUGACUGUAAAUACAUUUGAAAAUUCACUGCACUCUCUUGUUUGAUUCUUUUUGUUUUUUGUUUUAAGAAAUGUCGCCUUAUAGGACCCACUGGACAAAACUCUUAAAAAACUGAAAGAAUCGAACUGGAAAAAGGCGCAGAGUAUCGAUUUGACACAAACCACAUCAGAGCAUCCGUGCAGAUUUUCAGUCAUCGGGUCAUUUUUACCCCAGAAGUCUGUUCUCUGGGUGAACUACAGAGUCCAGGUCUGACUUUUUCUCCAACUUCUCCCAUUUUGUCGUCGGGGAGGAAGCAGUCUGUGCUGCUCGGUUAGAAAAAGGAACAGGAACUUUGUUAGUUGAAGAUGCUUCAACACUUACGAAGGACAGUGAUGUUUCUGUGGCUCCCCUUCUUUCCUGGGUUUCCUUGGUUGUCUCAGUCGUCCUUUUCUUGGAUUUCACCAAAGGUAGAAGUGCAGCUCCAGGGAGCAGCGUUGAUGUUUGCAGGCCUGGUUUGUGUCUUGUGCUUCUAGUGGGUGAUGGCAGUCAAAUGUAACAUCUGUGCACCUCAAACGCCGAUGGGCAUGAGCAAAAGUUCCGGAUUGGGUUGUGUUUGAUCAACAAAAUGAUGCAUUCAACUCAAUGAAACCUUCUCAGAGUUCAAAACCUGUAAUGUUUAACAUUUCCUUGGCAGCUGUAAAUGUGUCUCAUUUUUGUCAUGCAUUCUGAUUUUAAAUAAAGCUGUUGUGCAUUUAAAUCAA